Molecule: messenger RNA, 4501 nt
Organism: Jaminaea rosea
Lineage: Eukaryota; Fungi; Basidiomycota; Exobasidiomycetes; Microstromatales
Exons: 10
Coding region: 182-4417 (1411 amino acids)
Biological process (GO): RNA processing
Molecular function (GO): ribonuclease III activity; nucleic acid binding; ATP binding
Source: RefSeq, a predicted model, not a curated record
UCAAUGUCGAGCCGAGCGACAGAUCGCACCGAGCGAGGAGGCUGCGUGCGUGCUUUGUCGACGAAAAGGCCGCCGCACGGGCCUUGGUUUUGCGCCUCAUCACUUUCGUUGGUGAUCAAGAGCCGGUGAUGCCCAGCUCACUCUUCGACCAUCAAUCUGACCUCCCUUUCCCCGGCUCACCAUGGAGAGUGAGAAUGAAAGACCACAGGAGCGUCGAGCUCUCGUAGCUCGUCUCUAUCAAGAGGAGCUCUUCAAGAGAGGCAAAGAAGGCAAUACGAUCGCAUGCAUUGAGACUGGCACCGGCAAGACGAUGAUCGCCGCCAUGCUCAUCGAGCACAUGAUGGCCGCCGAGCAGAUCAAGCCACUGGCUCAACGCCGCCUAGCCAUCUUCGCUGUGCCCCUCGUACCCCUCGUUCAUCAGCAGGCUACCUUCAUUGACGCUAAUACCGAGGCCAACGUCGAGAUUCUCUGCGGAGAGAUUGAAACCGAAUGUAGCACCAGAAAGUGGUGGGAUGAUAACAUCGACCGCGGCGUCGAUGUCGUCGUCUGCACCGCACAAGUCUUUCUAAAUGCCCUCUCACACGCCUACCUCAGCCUCUCCUCCGUCAACCUGAUCGUAUUUGACGAAGCUCACCACGUCGUGGGCGACGACGUCUACAGGCGUAUCAUGGACCACUAUCGCCUUCUACUACCCCGUGUCCGACCCAAAAUCUUUGGCAUGACAGCCAGCCCACUCCUCACAUCCACCAAGUCGCUCGAAGUUGCCUCUUCUCGACUCGAAUCCAUCCUCGACUCCAAGAUCUUUGCACUCUCACCCGAAGCUCGCGAAGAGCUGUCAAUUGUGUCCAAUCACCCCACUGAGCUCGUCAUCGAGUACGACCGGGCCCCCAAUUGGGCCGACAUCAGUUCGCGCGUCGCACCUGCCGUUCGCACUCGAUUGGUGGCCGAGUUCCAAGGCAAGCACAAGGACUUUGAAAAGUUGCUCGGCGGGAUGGACUGGCAUUGGGAGGAGCUGGGGCCGGCUUUCAGUGACCUCGCCUGGCUGAGCUCUAAGCAAGACAUCCUGGGCAAAGCCGCAAUCAAGGAGCACUACGCACGCGUGAUGGAAACGACAGACCUCGUGAAUCCCCAAUUCGAUGACACCUCACGAGCAGCCCAGCUCCGUGACUCAGCAUACUUUCGCCGCCAGGUCGUCAACUUCCUCGAUGACAUUCCAGUCCCCGACAUCAUCGAGCUUCACGAGGGCAAUGCUUCGCCAAAGCUGCUCAGGUUCAUCCAAGCGCUCGAGUGCUUCAAGCCACACGCCAAGGAGUUCUGCGGUAUGAUCUUCACAGGGCGUCGAGUCACUGCCAUUGCUCUGCAGAUGCUUAUUGAGAGAUCACCCAGCCUCUCAUCUUGGAUCCACAGUGAGGCAUUGGUAGGUCAUUCCGGCGGAGGGAUGGCAGCUUCAUUUGGCGUAGCGGGUCAGGGAAUGACGUGGGAGCAGCAAAAUGACGUCUUGAUGCGCUUCAGGCGUCGAGAUCCUACAAACCUCGUCAUUGCAACGAGCGUCCUCGAAGAAGGCCUUGACAUCACGCCAGUCAAUUGCGUCAUCCGCUUCGACCUACCCAAUCACCACGUCGGCUACGUUCAAAGUCGAGGCCGAGCACGAGCCCAAGACUCGACCUACUUGCUCUUUGCAGAGAAGCACAACAAGGCACAUCUCUCUGUCAUCAAGGGAGUCAUUAAAGCCGAGUCAGAUCUGCAACAAUGGCUGCGAGCACAGCCAGACGACCGCAAAAUGCCUUGGGGAGAACGCCAAGAUGAAGCUAGGCUCGAGCGUGAGGCGUUUCUACACGAUGAGCGCUCCGGCCUUCUCCAACAGCGCCUCGUCAUUGAGUCAACCGGCGCUUGCGUCUUUCCAAUCGACACGGUUGCCAUCCUAGCUCACUACGUCGCACUGCUCCGCACCGACGAGUUCUGCGCAACUCGCCCACACUACGAGAUGCAAGACAAUGGCUGCCAGCACGGCCUACGCUUCAAGGCUAAGCUACAUCUGCCUGCCAACUCUCCCCUGACUCUCAUCGAGGGACCGCUCACUCGAUCCAAAAAGGCAGCCAGGCGCCUCGCAGCGUUUGAGGCAGUACACCAGCUCCACCAACUGAGCGAGCUGGAUGACCAUCUUGCACCCAAGCAGAGACCCAAGACGUUCCCGGAGGUUACGGCCGCGCUACACUACAAUCUCAAGGGGAUCGGCGAGAUAGUUGACGGAGUAACGCCCAAGAAUACCCUCUCCUUUGCCCCGAAGCUGCCGCCCGUCUUUGAUACACCUGGCAUCAAGGUCGAGGCAUCGGUCGAUGUCUAUCGCAGCGAGCUGGAUUUCCCCGGCGUCGACGAUGCAGGCGAAGCCUUCCACCCUCUCGCACUCAUCACAAAGAGCGCCCUGCCUUGUAGCGAGAUGGCGCCCAUCACCUUUGCCAGCUACCAAGGUCAACCAUCUUGCGAGCUGCCUAUCCUGGGUCAAGCUCAGAGUAUGCGCCUGGGCGAGCAGCAGCUACUUCAUGCUCGCAUUUACACCCUCCGUCUCCUCGCUCUCAUUUCCUCGCGACUCUUAGAGGGCAAAGAGAUGCCAUAUCUGAUCCUGCCACUCGACAAGGAGACGCGCGAGAUUGACUGGCAAGCCAUCGAUGCUGCGAGUGAGGGCUCGGCGAUCUCCAAAGUCCCACGCCACCCAGAAGAGCAUUGGGUGCUAGACAAACUCGUCCUGGACUCGCCGCGCGUGGGCAGCGGUGCUCGAGCUUUCCGAGCUCUCAAGGUUGAUCACGACAAGACACCGCUCAGCAAGAUUCCAGGACGCGAAGGAGAGGAAGGCGCAGCGACGACGUACUGGGACGACGCUGUUGCCCGCAAGAUGCGGCAAGAGAAUGUAGACGCCGACAAUAUGAGCCCCUCUGACGAUCAGCCCCUCAUCGAAGCAGUGCGAUUGGCUCAACGCCUUGACAACUACCUUGUCCCCAUGCAGCGCCGGGCCAAGUCGACCACAGCCAGUCCGGACUACCUCAUCCCACAGCUGACCUGGCAGCACAGCAUUACCGCCUCCGUUUUCGAGUCGGCACGCAUGGUCCCUUCCUACCUCGCUGGUCUCGAGCACGCCCUCAACGCCCGCGAGCUCAACGAGCAUCUCUUCUCGCUUCGCCUCGAUCCUACGCAGACCAGUACAGCCCUAACAGCCCCCUCGGCCGGCCUCCCUUACAACAACCAGCGCCUCGAGUUCCUAGGCGACGUCUUCCUCAAAGCGAUCUCUUGCGCGUACGUCUUUGCCCGCUCUGACAAGCGACUCGAAGGGCAUCUCCACCUCGAUGCAAGGGAGGUACUUUCCAAUUCGAGCCUGGUAGAGAAGACCAAGGACUUCCAGCUUGGCACGGUUCUCUGCACCCGCAGCUUCACGAGACGCAACUGGUGCCCACCCCUGCUUGAGGCUACCAAUCGCGAACCAAUUGAUCCGACGGAGAGGCUGAAUCAUGUGUCGCCAAAGAUGCUUGCAGACAUCGUCGAGAGUCUCAUCGGAGCCGCAGUGAGCACGACCUCCGGGACCAGCGAGGACGGACUCUGGCUCAAUGUCGACCUGGGGCUAUUUGCGUGCGUCCGAUUGGGCAUCUUGCCUUCCGAGAUUAAAAGCAUCGACGACAUCGCCAAGAGAUGGCGGGAACAAGUAGAGCCCAAGGCCAUCGCCGAGAGGUGGAAUCAGCGUCCCCACCGUGAGCGGCUGAAGCGACUGGAGGAGAUUUGGGGCCACCAUUUCAACAUGCCCCACCUAGCUCUCGAAGCAUUGACUCAUCCAGGCCACCUCAAUUCUGCCUUGCCCUCGUACCAGCGCCUUGAGUUCUUGGGUGACGGCUUGCUUGACCUCUUCAUCGAUGCUUGGCUCUUCAAACGCUUCACUCACUUCGACGAGGGCGAACUCACGGCCUUCAAGGGCAUGCUGGUCUCGAACAAAGCCCUCAGCGCGCUCUGUGAGGCCACAAAGCUUUACAAGUACCUGCAGACGGACUUUCAGCCUUCCCUCAUGAGUGCGAUUCAAGCUACGACGGCUGAACUCAAGUACGCGAGGGAAAGAGUCGACCGCUACGUCGAACAGAGGGGGCACACGGGUGACGACGAGGCAAAGAAGCAGCCGAAGCCUGCGCUGCACUACUGGAUCGGUCGCCCUGCUCUGAAGGCCCUCGCGGACAUAGUUGAGGCUUCUCUGGGCGCCGUCUUCGUCGACUCUGGCUUCUGCUUCCAGACGGCUUGGCGCAUGUUUUCGCGCGUCUACAUGCCGUGGUAUGAGCGAUACGCUACGGUUGAGGCGUAUGAGCAGAGGCUGCUGAUUGAGGAGCAGAAAAGGCAGGAGGGGUUGGCGAGGAGGGCUGAGAAGACGAGUAGGAUGGAGGAGUAGGUGUGUGGGGCAGUAAAGUGGCAACAAAUUCUCGAAUCUUCAUAUAUCCGAACUUCAUCAUAUCCUCGAAUUCAUCAUCUCGAC